AUGACUGCUGAUAAAGCACGCUCCAUGCUUUUGGAAGAGAAGAGAAAGCGGGGAAAGAAGACUGGGGCGGGGGCUGAUAGGCCUUUGUGUAGGACUUGUGGAAAGCUUCAUGGACCCACAAUAUGGUACUGGAUGAACUCUGUCAAUCGAUCGUUGCACAUGACAGCAAAAGCAGAGACAGCAACAGUAUGUCUGCCCAAUGAUACUGCAGGCGCCGAAACAGGAGCAUUUUACAAGGGUCUCGACGAGCCUUACAAAGACAGAGAAGGCUUUUGUCGUCACCUGAAUCAACCUUGCGUGAACUUGAAAGCAAAUCCCGGCUACUUGGACGAAUCUUGA
Messenger RNA from Letharia columbiana, 339 nucleotides. RefSeq lists its product as uncharacterized. Bases 1 to 339 code for a protein of 112 amino acids. NCBI's taxonomy places the organism in Eukaryota, Fungi, Ascomycota, Lecanoromycetes, Lecanorales, Parmeliaceae. The record is from RefSeq and is a predicted model, not a curated record. The transcript has 2 exons.